Messenger RNA from Bufo bufo (common toad), 6252 nucleotides. It is a transcript of the gene YTHDC2, whose product is annotated as YTH domain containing 2. The transcript is spliced from 32 exons. The coding region runs from base 211 to 4479 and encodes 1422 amino acids. Gene Ontology annotation, cellular component: intracellular anatomical structure. Gene Ontology annotation, molecular function: RNA binding; protein binding; ATP binding. Lineage: Eukaryota; Metazoa; Chordata; Amphibia; Anura; Bufonidae. The record is from RefSeq and is a predicted model, not a curated record.
UCUCCCGACGUCAGCAGGUCCUUACUGAGAAAAGAAACUAGCUGCUGCCUAAGGUGAGCGCCGGGUGGGCUCUGUCUGGUACAAUUUAUGCCAUCCACACACUGGUGACACGUGAUCAAAUUUGGCUCCUCCCUCUGGGAUAACCGGGGAAGUCCCGGCUCUCGCCCUUGUGCAGUUGGAGACAGAAGGCAUCAGAAAGUGAGCGUAAAAAUGUCGCAUCCAAGCAGUAUGUCACCAAGUCCUAGCACGACUAUGAAACCAGGCACUCCCAAAUCUAGAAAAGCGAAGGGGCUGAAGGACAUUCGUAUAGAUGAGGAGGUGAAGAUUGCCGUUAAUAUUGCACUGGACAGAUUUCGGUAUAGUGACCAAAAAGAGAUGGAAUUUCCUUCAUCUCUGACCAGCACUGAGAGAGCCUUUAUCCAUCGUCUUGCCCAGUCACUUGGACUAAUAUCGAAGAGCAAAGGAAAAGGCAUUAGUAGAUAUUUAACAAUAAGGAAGAAGGAUGGCUCUGAGGCCUGCAGCGUUCGUAUGUCCUGCUGCCUGAUACAGAACACAAGGCAUGCCAUGAGGAGCCUCAUUCAGCGCUUCCCUUUGACCAAUAAGGAAAGAACUGAACUGCUUCCAAAAACAGAGCGAGGAAAUGUGUCUGCAAUGGAAGCUGAGAGCCGUGAGAUGAACAAAACCAGUGGCCGACUAAACAAUGGCAUCUCCCAAGUUCCAGUGAAGAGAGGGGAAUCGGAGUUUGACUCUUUUCGUCAGUCGUUACCUGUAUUUGAAAAGCGAGAGGAAAUUGUUCAGGUUAUUAAAGAUAAUAAAGUUGUUCUGAUUGUUGGAGAAACAGGCUCAGGAAAAACCACCCAGAUUCCCCAGUUUCUUCUUGAUGACUGCUACAAAAAUGGAAUGGCUUGUCGAAUCUUCUGCACUCAGCCGAGGCGAUUGGCUGCAAUUGCUGUUGCUGAAAGGGUUGCUUCUGAAAGGGGAGAGAAAAUUGGUCAAACGGUCGGUUACCAGAUUCGCCUAGAGAGCCGGGUUUCUCCAAAGACACUCCUCACCUUUUGCACUAAUGGAGUCCUCUUGCGGACUCUAAUGGCUGGAGAUGCUGCACUUUCAACUGUAACUCACGUCAUUGUGGAUGAAGUUCAUGAACGGGAUCGGUUCAGUGACUUCCUGGUAACUAAACUCCGAGAUUUGAUUCAGAAACUUCCAACUCUUAAGCUGAUUCUCUCCAGUGCCGCACUGGACGUAACCUUGUUUCUGAAGUACUUUGGAGGGUGUCCCAUCUUGUACAUACAAGGACGACCUUUUGAAGUAAAAGAAAUGUUUUUAGAAGAUAUUUUAAGAUCCACGGGCUACACAAAUAAGGAUAUGCUGAAAUACAAGAAAGAGAAGCAGUGUGAGGACAAGCAAAAGACAACCCUGUCUGAAUGGCAUUCAGCAAAAGAGAACAGCCUAAAGAGUAACACCCAAAGACAAAGAAGCGUCACCAACAUCACUGAGGACUAUGAUUUGCUGGAUGAUGGAGGGGACACUGUUUUCAGUCAGUUGACUGAGAAAGAUGUGAAUUGUCUGGAGCCCUGGCUGAUGAAGGAAAUGGACUCUUGUCUUUCUGAUAUUUGGCUUCACCGAGAUAUAGAUGCGUUUGCUCAACUUUUUCAAUUGAUACUGACAGAGAAUGUCAGUGUUGACUACAGACACAGUGAAACAAGUGCAUCUCCAUUAAUGGUGGCUGCAGGACGAGGCUUUUUAAGCCAGGUGGAGCAACUUAUUGGCAUGGGAGCCAACAUCCACAGCAAAGCUUCAAAUGGAUGGACAGCUCUGGACUGGGCAAGACAUUUUGGACAGACUGAAGUUGUUGAUCUCUUGGAAUCAUACAGUGCUUCCUUGGAUCCUGGCAGUCUAGAUGAAAGCUCCCUGGUGCAGGCUGAAAGCAGCAGCUUGAGCGUGGAGGAACAAGAGCUUCUUAAAGCCUACCACUACAGUUUUGAUGAUGAAAAAGUGGACCUUGACCUGAUAAUGCAUAUUCUUAAUAAUAUCUGCCAAAAUUCAGACACAGGGGCCAUACUAAUAUUUCUCCCAGGAUAUGAUGAAAUAGUAGGGUUAAGAGAUCGCAUCUUGCAUGAUGACAAGAGAUUUGCUGAAAAUUCUCAAAGAUAUCAAAUCUUCAUGCUGCACUCAAACAUGCAAACUGCUGACCAGAGGAAGGUCUUAAAGACUCCACCAGCUGGUAUUCGCAAAAUUAUACUUUCAACAAAUAUAGCAGAGACCAGUAUCACAGUAAAUGAUGUGGUGUUUGUGAUAGACUCUGGCAAAGUGAAAGAGAAAUCUUAUGAUGCUCUGAACCAUGUGACGAUGCUUAAAAUGGUUUGGAUUUCUAAAGCCAGUGCCAUUCAGAGGAAAGGAAGGGCUGGUCGCUGCCGUCCUGGUGUAUGUUUCCGCCUGUUCAGCAGACUUCGUUUUCAGAAUAUGUUGGAGUUCCAGACUCCUGAACUACUGCGAAUGCCUCUGCAUGAGCUUUGCUUGCAUACAAAAUUGUUGGCACCAAUAAACUCUCCGAUCGCUGAUUUCUUAAUGAAAGCUCCAGAGCCACCCCCAGCUUUAAUUGUUCGCAACGCCGUACAGAUGCUGAAGACUAUUGACGCCAUGGACACUUGGGAAGAUCUGACUGAACUUGGUUAUCACUUAGCUGAUUUACCAGUGGAACCACACCUUGGCAAAAUGGUGCUGUGUGCAGUUGUUCUGAAGUGCUUGGACCCUAUACUUACUAUAGCUUGCACUUUAGCAUAUCGUGAUCCAUUUGUCUUGCCAACUCAGGCUUCCCAAAAACGUGCAGCCAUGCUGUGCAGGAAGCGGUUUACAGCAGGGACAUACAGCGAUCAUAUGGCUCUGCUCAGGGCUUUUCAGGCUUGGCAGAAGGCUCGAAGUGAUGGAUGGGAAAGAGCCUUCUGUGAGAAGAAUUUUCUGUCUCAGGCUACAAUGGAAAUUAUUAUUGGCAUGAGAACUCAGCUUCUUGGGCAGCUCAGGGCUUCAGGGUUCGUUAGGGCUCGUGGAGCUGGGGACAUAAGAGAUGUGAAUGCAAACUCCGAGAACUGGGCUGUAGUAAAAGCUGCCCUUGUUGCGGGCAUGUAUCCAAACCUCAUCCAUGUAGACAGAGAAAAUAUGCAGCUCACCAGCCAUAAGGAAAAGAGAGUGCGCUUCCACCCUACUUCAGUUUUAAGCCAACCACAGUAUAAAAAGAUCCCACCUGAAAAUGGGCAGGCUGCCGCUAUCCAAGUUUUGCCUACAGACUGGCUGAUGUACGAUGAGAUGACCCGAGCUCACAGAAUUGCUAAUAUUAGAUGCUGCACACUGGUUACACCUGUCACUAUUGCAGUCUUCUCAGGACCUGCCAGGCUUCCCAGUAAUGCUUUGCAAGAGCCAUCUUCGUGUCGAGCCACAUUGGAUGGUAAUGAGAGCAGUGACAGUGAGAUGGAAGACAGAACCACGUCCAUGUUGGCAACAUUCAAGUUGGAUGAGUGGUUACAUUUUAAGCUUGAUCCGGAGUCUGCUAAUUUGUUGCUACAACUGAGGCAGAAAUGGUACAGUUUAUUUCUAAGACGGAUGAAGGCACCCUCAAAACCUUGGUCUCAGGUGGAUGAGGCCACCAUCCGGGCGGUCAUAACUGUGUUAACUGCUGAAGAGCAGUCAGCAGGUUUACAGCAGCCUUCUGGAAUUGGGCAGAGACCAAGACCAAUGUCUUCUGAAGAACUUCCAAUAUCUUCUUCUUGGAAGACCAAUCAAAGUCGUAAGAGUUCAGCAGAAACAGAUUUCUCUGAUGACCUAAGCAAUUUAGACAGUGGCAGAACUAUAAAAUCUCCAUCCUUCACAUUUUCUCAACAACUGAAACACAAAGAGAGGGUUUUACAACAUCCAAAACGACUUGAGGAGAAAACAGAACAGUUGUCUGCAAGAUAUCCUGAAAGCAGUAGCUACUCUAGCCCAUGUGGAAGCCCAUCUCCUCCUGCCUCUAUCAAGAUCUCUAAAUCUUCAUCACCCCGACCAAAUCUGCCUAUGAGAUAUUUUAUAAUGAAGAGCAGCAACCUGAGAAACCUUGACAUUUCCCAGCAAAAAGGAAUAUGGUCCACCACCCCAAGUAACGAGCGCAAACUGAACAGAGCAUUCUGGGAGAGCAGCUGCGUUUAUCUGGUGUUUUCUGUUCAAGGAUCUGGUCAUUUUCAGGGCUUCGCUAGAAUGUGUUCAGAGAUUGGGCUGGAGAAGAGUCAGGAUUGGGGAUCCACUAGUCUUGGGGGAGUGUUUAAGGUGGAAUGGAUUCGGAAGGAAAGCCUGCCUUUUCAGCAAGCACACCAUUUACUGAACCCAUGGAACGACAACAAGAAAGUCCAAAUAAGUCGUGAUGGACAGGAACUGGAGCCUCAGGUUGGGGAACAGCUGUUGCUGCUAUGGGACAGAGUUCUUCUGGGAGAUAGAAGUAUGUCCCACUGAUAGGAGCCUAAUUCCACGUGCCAUUUUAUAUCCGUUGUGAUAUCCAGAAAUGGCUGUGAAUAUUUGGAAUGACACUACCUUUAGAUAAGAUAAUCUCUUUGUGGUUUCCGUUACUUGCACGUAAUUGUUUACAAGCAGCUCGUUUAUGAAAAGCUGACGUCACAAGAAUGCCCUAGACCUGGAUGGGCAGUCCUUGAAUUUCAGCAGUGGUUGGAUUAUGGAAGCUUGCCCAUCCAUUGUUUCUGAACACAAUACACUGUAAUGUCCCUUACUUUUUUUUUUUUUAAGAAAAUUGCACUGUUGUAAAUGUUCUGGGAAGUCUGGUUUUAUUCAACCUUGAUUUAAAAUGUACACAAUUAGUGUUUCAUUACACUAUACAUGUUAACAUAUUUUAGGUAGGUGAUCUUUCAGUAUAGAAGACAAAUUUUACUGAAAUUAGGACCAUAGUCUACGUAUACAUGUUUAUCACUGAUGUAGAGGGUACACCUUUUAAGUUGUAGAUGUAAUGUGAAAAAGCCUUGUUUUAAAAGAGAAUAUAGGAGAUUAUCUCGGAAUUUAUCUUGCCACAUUUCAAGUACAUGCAUUAUGGGAGACCCUUUGUGGAUAGGCAAUCCUGUUGUGUAGACUGUCGGCAUUAUAAACAGUGGGUCACACCAUAACACUGGAAAACGGCAGUGACCCAUGCUUAGGUGCUCUGUUCUUCAGGAAAUUAUAAAUGUGAAUACAGGAAGAGAUCUAAAUGUUCUGCAAGGUUUUGAAGGGUUUUCUAAGACCUCUAAAAUUUAGGUAAAGGCAAGACAUGUUCUGAAAUAAAUGAAGCCUUACUCAUCUGUCCAUUCUCUCUCCAUUUCAGCUGUGCCAGUCUGGUGUUUCUCAUUGGGUUUUGUUUGUGGUGCUGCAGUAGUGAUGUCCCACUACUACCCUACAUGAUUACUGCAGCCAGUCACUUACUUUAGCAGUUCCUUUGGUGGUAGGGCAUGUCAUCACUGCAGAGAGACGAGCAAGGCUGACAUCUCUGACUAUGCCUUGUGACUGCUGAUGUCAGUGAUUGGCUGCAGCGAUCACAUAGGGGAGUUAGGGACAUCAGGCGAGGCAGGGAAUGGACAGGUUGUAAGGCAUCUUUCCUAUUUUACAACGUCCUGGUUGCUUUCUUAUUUUCUAAACUUUUCCUGCCUUCACCCACACCUAUGUGGGUCUCAGAAAACCCCUUAAACAGGGUUCCUUGAGCAUUAAUAUUUGGACCAUUGCUGGCAUAAGGGACAAGUUAUAUCAAUUUGGAGGGGCAUUUGUACUCGUUGUCAUAGAGUUUAUCAGUGGAUUAUAGUGUUCACGUGUGAAUCAGUUAUUAAUCAGACAAAUUAGUCUAAAUUGAUUUUGAUGUUUAAUUGUAGAGAAAUACAACUUCUAUGUAUUUUAGAACACUAAAGCAAGAAAAUAUUAAAGCAAAGUUUUGUCUCCGUAUAUGAAUGUAUAAUAUACACAUAUGGCUUUUUCUUCUGCUUGUUAUGUUGACAAAUAUAUCAUAAAUUUAAGACCCAGGAUCCAAGUUUUCCAAGAUUUUAAUACUGAUGACCUAUCAUCUGGAUAGAUCAUCAGUAUCUCAUUGGUGGGGGACUGACACCUUGGACACCCACAGAUCAGCUGUUUGAGAAGGCACCUGCGCUUCUGUGAGCGCCGCAGCCUUCUCCAUGCUUACCAAGCACAGCGCCGUACAUAUUAUAGGGGCUAUGCUAUCGCUUUCAGCUCCAUUCACUUCUAUGGAGCUGAGCUGCA